AUGGCCGGUGAGGGAGAAAUGGCCGGGUCUGAGAAUGGAUCAGUGGGCGGCAGCAUUUCACGAAAGCAGAAGAGGUGGAUACCGGUAUCAUUACGGCCUCCUUUUUUAUUCACAGUGGCUGCAUUCUUUCUAUUGAUGGCCUUGUCGAUUGAAUUUCUUCGUCAGUAUUCCAAUCGUCACCAUGGACUUAUCCAUCUCAAAUCAUACGAACAAUUGGGGAGCCACACUUCAGGGGUAUACACUUACGUGCCUACUGCGUUUGCUGUUUUGGCCGUGGCAUUAUGGAACAUCUGCGCCCUCGAUAUUCUGCGGCUCGAGACGUGGUUCCAGCUAGCCCAGCCAGCAGGGGCUCCUGGGACGGUUCUCUUCACUAAUUAUUGCUUUUACUAUGGCGCCCUGACUCCCAUCAUGGCGGCACGUAAUCGACAUUGGAUUGUUCUCUGUGUGUCAUCGAUUGGCCUGGUUCUGAGAGUCAUGUUGCCUUCCCUCAUGUCUGGACUUGUAUAUCUUGACGAGCCGAUUAUCGUCUCCACAAGACAUAUUGACACCUGGCCCAGUGUCGUAAACCUGGAGACACAAAGCGCUUGGCUAGAAAGCGCGGCAUAUCUUUCCAAAGAUAGGACGGAUACCCUGGUGGAUACAUUUUUCUUCUACCAAACUCCCGAUUACUCAAUACCACCCACCUCGAGGCCCGUGAGCCGCGGCUCUGGGGGCUCGACGUGGGCACUUACGCAAGACGUCUACUGGGCCGAAUUGAACUGUAUGAAGACUCAGUCAAUUGAUAUAAGUCCAAGCAUAUGGACUGACCCUACAUCCGCGGAAAAGGCUCUCACAUGGAACGUUCGUGAAGACAAAUUCCUAAAUGCAGACUCUAAUUGUCGGGUUGAAAUUACUUUUAACAGUACUUCUCCAACCGAAAAUAAAAUAUCCCAAAUACGGCAUUGGGAGCCUUUGGACCCCAAUGGCAACGGAUUUACGUCUACUUUGAACAGCACUGGCUGCAAUUCGUUCUCGUUGAUUGGACUCAUCAUUGAUGUUGACGCCACAUCAAAAACGUUGGCUUCCAAAGCCACGGUCUUUGGAUGUGCCUCUUCGUAUCUACGCGCAAAAGCAGCCAUAACGCUGCCUGCAAAUUCCUCUGUUGUCGAUGUUACGAGUGUCUCGAACACGACGGCCACGUUAGCCUCAACGGACCUCAGUAUUUCAAAGUUCCAGAACCUGCUUUUCGCAAAAUAUCUCCAGGAUGACCUUUCGCUUUGGGACAACGGUCGCCUAAUCAGUUCAACUGGGGCUACAGGUGUGAAUGGUACGUUGAUACCUAGCGAUACCCAUCGGAUUAGCGUUGCUCAAUACGAGCGAGAUGUCAGCAGUCUUUGGAAUCGGCAUUUUGUCGCCUCUUUCAACAAUUUCUUUGACACAACUAUUGAUCCUGCGCGGCUCAAUGUCACUCUCAAUACCGCCACAAUUGUAUACAGCGUUAUUGGUCAUUCUGCUCUUGUUGCCGAGGCUCUUCUUUUUUCAGCCUUUAUACUGCUCAUAGUGGUAUCCUUUUUUUAUCCACGACGACCAAAUUUUCUCCAGUCGGACCCCGGAUCCAUUGCAGCGCAAUGUGCCCUAAUCACCGACAAGCUUUCUUCUCUCCACCAGUUGACCCCUUCUGGGUUGGACUACACCCGAGCCACACCUCGACAGCUUCGUCGAUUUGCUCGCACGCUGUGGUGCAAAUGGACCAAUGGGCCUAGUGGAAAUCGCCUGGACAUAACCUCUCGUGAGGGACAUGUCUUAUCACCGUCAUCUGAAACGUCUCGAAAGCGGCGCAAGAUACGACCCAUUUCCCGACCGCAUUUCCUAACGCCACCAUGGUUUGCGGUGGAAUUUUUGCUGAUGGCAGGUGUUUUGGGUGCAUUUGGAGUGUCAUUCCAGUUCAUUCGCGUGGAUAAGUUUGAUACGUCCGACUCGAAUGGAACGUUAGCUGUCGCGUAUUUUUUAGUAUACGGCCCUACUGUGAUCGCGUCCAUGAUCAGCUCCCUCUUCGUCUCUAUCCACAGGCAUAUAGGCUAUAUGGAACCCUGGAUACAGCUCAAGAAAGGGAUGGCUCUAGCUACAGAUUCUCUCACGGUGAAUUACUGUUCCCACACACCUUUAACGGUCUGGAAACUGUUCCGUGAGAAAAGGCCUCCUCUCUUGGUCAUGCUAUCCAUUGUUUGUAUGCUUGAUUAUGUCUUGACCAUCGUCAGCAGUGGAAUGUUUGAGCCGUCGGUCGAAUAUUGGACGGAGCAUACAAAUGCCUUUGCGGUGCAAUAUAACGGCUCUCGCUUCUUCAGCCCGGAAGUCCGGGCACAGUUUACUGGCAACAGUCUCAUCUCGGAUAGCUUGGUCACCGGCAAGUCCCUGCUCUCGUGGACUACCCCCAGCCUAUCUUUCUAUCCACUUGGGAUCAAUGACCCCGAUGCUGAAUGGACUGAUUGGACAAUGUAUACGGCCCGCACGCGUGGGGUUGGAGCCGAGCUUCAGUGCGAAGAGCUCGAUUCAAGCCAACCACGGUAUGACAAUGCCUCAGGCUCCUCAUACUGGGACUAUACUACUCCCGCGGGCACCAACUGUACCGCCGAGCUGCCAAGUCAGAUUGAGCAUGGCCAGUCGGUCAACGCGACACUUCAUUUUGGAGCCUCACUGAACUCAAGCAUUGCUUGUGAAAGGUCUUUCCUCGUGGGUCUCUUCGGACACCUGAAUAGCACCAAUAUCACAGACAAAGCUUUGGCUACAGCAAAUCUGGGCGUUUUCCAUUGCAGUCCAAAAGUUAUAAUCGAGGAUUUCGAGGUUCGUUUUAAUCCCGACGGAAUGGUACACAGCUCCACGCCAAUACCCAAGACCUCCAUUACAAGCGGGCCGAUGUUCCAAAAUGUUUCCAAUAGUCUUGUGCCAUUCAGCCAGGCCUUCAUGCGACAAACUCAAGCCAACACCACCUGGGCGGGGCUUGUAACAACCCAAGUCUACGAUAUGCUCAUCUCUGACCCUACAUCUCAUCAUCAUUCCUGGUCACAUCCUCACUCCGAAUUUCAUUCUAAAGCCCAACACGCAUAUUCCCACAGAAACGAAACCCGAAAGCAAGCCUUGGUCCACACCCUGCAAGACGUGUACCAAGCAACAUUCAGCACAUACACAACUCUCCAGCGCGACCUCUACCUCUCUCCCCUCGAUCAAAACGCAAAUAAAACUAUUGUUGGCACUAUUUCGGCCGCGGUGUGGGAAAUCUACCCUUCCAACACCACAAUCGUCAUCAUAAUCAUUCUUCUCUCCCUCGAUCUGUGCGUGCUCGUAGCCGUUUUUUGGUUGCGCCACGAUCAGUAUGCAGGCCCACCAAUCCCUCGCUCAGUUGGAUCUCUAGUUCCAUGGAUAGCAAACAGCAGUAUGCUGAAUGACAUCCGGGAUACUGCAGAAUGGACUGAAGACGAGCGGAAAAAGCACCUCCAGCUUUUGGGGCACCGGUAUCGGUAUGGAGAGUGGGACCGAGAAGGUGGACGGGUCGCGCUUGAUCAUGAUGAGAAGCCUAUGACUGAAAACGAGUAUGAGAUGAAUGAAUGGCAAUUGCCACGCUCUGAUCAAAUAGAGGACACUCAAACAUCCGGCUAA
Penicillium longicatenatum is the source of this 3633-nucleotide messenger RNA. Its product is annotated as DUF3433 domain-containing protein. The transcript has a single exon. Lineage: Eukaryota; Fungi; Ascomycota; Eurotiomycetes; Eurotiales; Aspergillaceae. The record is from RefSeq and is a predicted model, not a curated record. The coding region runs from base 1 to 3633 and encodes 1210 amino acids.